AUGGCGUCUGCAGCAGAGCGUAAGCCCGAAAUCCACGACAUGGACACCGUCAACAAGAACGAAGCUGGUGACGCUGAGAAGAAGAGCGCUUCCGACGGUGACCUUAACCACACUGAGAACCCGGCCGAUCACGCGAUCACCGCCGCCGACAAAGAACACUACGAAAAGUACGGCACCUACGAUCGCUACGAAAUCACCGAGGAAGACUGCUACGAUGAACUCGGGUUUUGUUUUCCAACAUGGAAAAAAUGGACCAUUCUCAGCAUCGUCUUCAUGGUGCAGGUCAGCAUGAACUUCAACACCUCGCUGUACAGCAACGCCGUCGGGGGUAUCUCUGAGGAGUUCGGCGUCAGCAAGCAGGCAGCGCGUCUGGGUGCAGCUAUCUUCCUCAUCACGUACGCGUUCGGCUGUGAGCUUUGGGCUCCCUGGAGUGAAGAGCUAGGACGAUGGCCUAUCCUCCAGCUCAGUCUCUUCUUUGUCAACAUCUGGCAAAUUCCCGUGGGCAUUGCGCCCAACUUCGGUACCAUCCUUGGAUUCCGUGCACUCGGCGGUCUCUCUACUGCAGGUGGUUCAGUCACUCUCGCCAUGGUCGCGGACAUGUGGGAACCUGACAACCAACAAUACGCCGUUGCGUUCAUCGUCUUUUCCUCCGUCGGCGGCUCGGUCCUCGGACCCAUCGCGGGUGGCUUCGUCGAACAAUUCCUCGCGUGGAGGUGGAACAUCUGGAUUCAGUUGAUCUUCGGUGGAGCCGUCCAAAUCGCCCACGCCAUCUUCGUCCCCGAAACCCGUACCACCGUCCUCAUGGACCGGAUCGCUAAGAAGCGCCGCACAGAAGGCGAGAAGAACGGCAAGCCCGAAAACAUCUGGGGACCCAACGAGCUCAAGACGUUCAAGGAACGUUUCAGUGUCCACGAGAUUCUCGUUACCUGGAUCCGUCCCUUCCGCAUGUUCGUCACGGAACCCAUCGUGCUCGUUCUCUCCCUGCUCUCUGGUUUCUCCGAUGCCAUCAUCUUCAUGUUCCUGCAGUCAUACGCACUCGUAUACGAGCAAUGGAACUUCUCCGCCUACGCUAUUGGACUGACCUUCAUCGCUAUCGGUAUCGGCUACUUUAUCGCGUGGUUCUCGUUCUUCCCGGCUAUUAAGCGCAACGAGCGCCUCCGUCGCGACCACCCCGAUGACGAGAGGUCUCAAUACGAGGCGCGUCUCUGGUGGUUGCUGUAUACCGCGCCAUGCCUUCCUAUCGGUCUCAUCAUCUUCGCUUGGACAAGCACUGGCCCACCAAUCCACUGGAUAGGAUCUCUGAUCGGAUCAGCAAUCAUUGGUAUCGCCAACUACGCCAUUUACAUGGCAACCAUCGACUACAUGAUCUGCGCGUACGGUCCUUACUCAGCCUCCGCGACUGGUGGUAACGGCUGGGCUCGUGACUUCCUCGCUGGUGUUCUCACGCUCCCCGCCACGCCUUUCUUCUCCAACAUUGGCGGAGAAAACCAUCUCGCGUACGCGUCCACGAUCCUCUUUGCUAUAUCUCUUCUUCUCGUAGUUUCGGUCUACGUCAUCUACUGGAAGGGUCCUGAACUCAGGAAGCGCAGUCCCUUCGCACAGCAACUUAGUGCUGCUCGUGACGAGACUGGUGGCCGCCGUGUUAGCAGUCUUCCAGGCAUGUACGGCUCUCGCGCAAACUCAUUCGCGCAGCAGGGCGGCUCGAUGCCCAACUCUCGCAGGGGUAGUGUGGUGCGCGGUGUUCCGGGUGGCGAGAACAGGUACGCGAUGCACCGCAGGCAGAGUGCGCGCAGCGCCGGAGGUGCUUGA
This is a messenger RNA of Alternaria incomplexa, 1809 nucleotides long. RefSeq lists its product as uncharacterized. Gene Ontology annotation, biological process: transmembrane transport. Bases 1 to 1809 code for a protein of 602 amino acids. The record is from RefSeq and is a predicted model, not a curated record. The transcript is spliced from 2 exons. Gene Ontology annotation, molecular function: transmembrane transporter activity. Lineage: Eukaryota; Fungi; Ascomycota; Dothideomycetes; Pleosporales; Pleosporaceae.